AUGUGUGACCAAUCAUUCCCCAAAAAGAGACAGCUGGCAGUUCACAAGCGCGUACAUGCCGGCACGCGACCGUACUCCUGUGAUAUUUGCAGUAAAGCAUACACCAAGGGUAUAAAUCUAAGCCGGCACAAACGGAUGCACACCGGCGAACGACGGCACCGUUGUCGGAUAUGUGGCAGAGAAUUUUUCACUUCUGAGCAAUUGGAUCAGCACCGGCUUACCCAUAAAGAUCAGGCUUACAUUUGCGAUAUCUGCAGUAGGAAGUUUACUGAAAACAGUAGUCUCACGCGACACAGACUUAUCCAUGCAGGUGAGAGAUCGCACAAGUGCGAUAUUUGUGGCAAAGAAUUCAUAACUAGUGCUGAACUCACUCGCCACAUGCGCAUGCAUAUUGGCGAGCGUCCGUAUAAGUGUGAUAUCUGUGGCAAAGGCUACGUAGAAAGUAGCAGUUUGAAACGUCAACAGCGUGUUCACAUCGAUAUGAAUCUUGCGGAUCAAAUAUUUAGUUUCGACAUCGGUGGUAGAAAGUUUCUUGAAUCUAAAGAACUUACGCAGCACAAACUUAUCCACAGCCAAGAUUGA
Topomyia yanbarensis is the source of this 582-nucleotide messenger RNA. RefSeq names its product zinc finger protein 506-like. Gene Ontology annotation, molecular function: DNA-binding transcription factor activity, RNA polymerase II-specific; RNA polymerase II cis-regulatory region sequence-specific DNA binding. NCBI's taxonomy places the organism in Eukaryota, Metazoa, Arthropoda, Insecta, Diptera, Culicidae. The coding region runs from base 1 to 582 and encodes 193 amino acids. The record is from RefSeq and is a predicted model, not a curated record. Gene Ontology annotation, biological process: regulation of transcription by RNA polymerase II. The transcript has a single exon.